UCUAGAAUAACCUAGUAAUAAACAUUCUCAAUAAUAAUACAAAAAAAUGUAUAUUAGGAAUCUGUGGGUGUCAUAUUUCAGACCCACACAGGAGUUAAUUGAGGAUAAGAUGCUGAGUCACUGAACGCUGCUCUGUUGCAGUGUGUUCCUCCUCCAUCUCUCGUACUCUUCCUCUCAGCUAGUUUCUGCUGCUGUUGUAGCUGUCUCACUGCACCACCAGCCUCCCCCCACUUUGAAUGCCGCAUUGCUGUAUCAAAGUGGGGUGAGUUCAUUACGCACACAGACUUGGACUGUGCUGCCACCUUUGAGGAGCAGAGUGUCUGUUUGCUGAGGGGAGAACAGAACAGGGUCCGCCUGUCAGCUGCAGCUGUAGACAGAAGAAAGCUCCAUCCAUUCCCAUCCCGUCUUCCUGCCCUGUGCCUCAUGGGGAAAGAGAAGAUCCACAUCAACAUUGUGGUCAUCGGCCAUGUUGAUUCUGGGAAAUCCACCACCACUGGCCAUCUCAUCUAUAAAUGUGGAGGAAUUGAUAAAAGAACCAUUGAGAAGUUUGAAAAAGAGGCUGCUGAGAUGGGAAAAGGUUCCUUUAAGUACGCCUGGGUUCUGGACAAGCUGAAGGCCGAGAGGGAGAGAGGAAUUACCAUAGACAUCUCUCUCUGGAAGUUUGAGACCACCAAGUACUACAUAACUAUAAUAGAUGCUCCAGGACACAGAGAUUUCAUCAAGAACAUGAUCACUGGAACGUCUCAGGCGGAUUGUGCUGUUCUAAUUGUGGCAGCUGGAGUGGGUGAAUUUGAGGCGGGCAUCUCUAAAAAUGGCCAAACAAGGGAACAUGCCCUGCUGGCCUACACGCUGGGUGUCAAGCAACUGAUUGUAGCCGUCAACAAGAUGGACUCCACGGAGCCGUCCUACAGCGAGAAACGUUAUGAUGAGAUUGUUAAAGAAGUGAGCGCCUACAUCAAAAAGAUCGGUUAUAGCCCCGCCUCGGUGCCCUUCGUCCCAAUUUCAGGUUGGCAUGGCGACAACAUGCUAGAACCGUCUUCUAAUAUGCCGUGGUUUAAAGGCUGGAAGCUGGACAGGAAGGAGCAGCAUGCCAGUGGCGUGACUCUCCUGGAAGCUCUCGAUACCAUCAUGCCUCCAACACGCCCCACUAACAAACCCUUACGUCUGCCCCUACAAGAUGUCUACAAGAUUGGAGGUAUAGGGACCGUGCCGGUGGGCAGGGUGGAGACAGGUAUCCUGCGGCCCAGUAUGGUGGUGACCUUUGCCCCAGUCAACAUCACUACAGAGGUGAAGUCAGUGGAGAUGCAUCACGAGACUCUGAGUGAAGCUAUGCCAGGAGAUAACGUGGGCUUUAAUGUGAAGAAUGUGUCUGUAAAAGACAUAAGAAGAGGUAAUGUGUGUGGGGACAGUAAGUCAGACCCGCCUCAGGAAGCAGCAGGGUUUACAGCACAGGUCAUCAUUUUGAAUCACCCAGGACAGAUCAGUGCAGGUUACUCUCCUGUCAUUGACUGCCACACAGCUCACAUUGCCUGUAAAUUUGCUGAGCUUAAGGAGAAGAUUGAUCGCCGUUCAGGCAAGAAGCUGGAAGACAACCCCAAAAGUCUGAAGUCAGGAGAUGCUGCCAUUGUGGACAUGAUCCCAGGAAAACCAAUGUGCGUGGAGAGCUUCUCUCAGUACCCUCCACUGGGACGGUUUGCUGUCAGAGAUAUGAGACAGACUGUUGCAGUCGGUGUCAUCAAAAGUGUGGACAAGAAGAUUGGCGGCAGCGGGAAAGUGACUAAAUCUGCCCAGAAAGCUCAAAAAUCUGCCAAAUGAAUCUGAAUCUCCAAGUUACCUUAUCACCUCAGGCCCCGCCCCAGCUUACAUGCCCCUCUCAUCUGGGCAUGCUCAGUCUGUUACCCCUGUGUGCUUGAAAUAUACGCUCAAACUGAAUGGAGCCUGAUGGACUGAAGGAAAUAAUGAAAGACUGACAUCAUGGUUGCACUGUAUAUUCACUUUUAAUAGAAGAACAGCACACAUGUUGCAUGGAUGUCUGUCUUGAUAUGCACGGCAUCUAUUAAAUGAAUGUAGCUGGUAUUGCUGAGUAAUGUGUGUGUGUGUGUGUGUGUGUGUGUGUGUGUGUGUGUGUGUGUGUGUGGCGUGCAGUCGAAAGCAGAAGAAAUCGAAGUGGAAAACUGCACUUUGACCAGUAUGAUAAUGAUUAAGAUGUCCAGAUGAAAUAAACUGCUAAAGUUUUGUAUACUUUAUAACUGAGCAUCGAUGAAAGGCUAAUUGAUCCAAAGCACCACUUGUCUCCUUUCAGACCCUUGCAGCUGAAACCUGUGACAAAUAAAUAAAAUGUUGCUAAAGUACACAAGUUUUUAAAUUAAAUGUGU
This is a messenger RNA of Cyprinus carpio (common carp), 2375 nucleotides long. RefSeq names its product eukaryotic translation elongation factor 1 alpha 2 (gene eef1a2). Gene Ontology annotation, biological process: translational elongation; translation. The record is from RefSeq and is a predicted model, not a curated record. Lineage: Eukaryota; Metazoa; Chordata; Actinopteri; Cypriniformes; Cyprinidae. Gene Ontology annotation, molecular function: GTPase activity; translation elongation factor activity; GTP binding.